AUGCAGGAGACAAAGAGAUGGACUGAGAGCGAGGGUUUCGAGGCGAUGGCAGUUGGGAUGGAUGUGCGUUGGGGUUUCGGUGGGUGUGGGCUGGGUGGGCUGCAGAGGUGUGUGCAUGGGGGGGGAUUUAGCAUCGCUCACAUGCUGCGCUCGAUCAUUCCCUCUUUUGUGAAGUGGACAAUGAGAGCCAGGGGUUCAGGGCUUAAAAAGGAUACGCACACAGUUACAACCAGCGACCCUGGAGAGACACCGGCCAACCCAGAGUUGCUGAAUGUUUAGGAGGACACUGUUUCCCCCGGCUCUUCCACCAUGCUGUACACUUUAGCAGGAGGGGGCACGCUCUGCGGUGUGGCCGCCCUCGUGCUUCUCAUCGUCUCCACGGCGACCGACUUCUGGAUGCAGUAUCGCUACUCGGGGAGCACAGCCAAUCAGGGGCUCUGGAGGUUCUGCAUCAACCACAAAUGUCAUGCCCACACCAUAACUGUAGCUUUCUGGGACGCCACCCGGGCCUUCAUGUUGCUGGCGGUGCUGAGCUGCUUCGCUGGGGUCGUGCUCGGCCUCAGCGCCUUCACCAACGGCACCAAGAACAGGAGGGUCCGCACGGGGGGCAUCGCCCUCGUCCUGUCAGGUUUCCUGGCUCUGCUGGCUUUGGCGAUCUACACCGGAGUGACGGUCACUUUCUUUGGCAAACGCUUCGUGGACUGGCGCUUCUCCUGGUCCUACAUCAUCGGCUGGGUGGCCAUCAUCCUGGCUUUCGCAGCAGGUGUGUUCCAGCUCUGUGCUUACCAGAGAACCUCUGCAGAACCUGCUCCUUCAAAUAACCAGGACACCUGA
Hippoglossus stenolepis (Pacific halibut) is the source of this 834-nucleotide messenger RNA. RefSeq names its product lens intrinsic membrane protein 2.2 (gene lim2.2). Lineage: Eukaryota; Metazoa; Chordata; Actinopteri; Pleuronectiformes; Pleuronectidae. The record is from RefSeq and is a predicted model, not a curated record. Gene Ontology annotation, cellular component: plasma membrane. The transcript has 5 exons. Gene Ontology annotation, molecular function: structural constituent of eye lens.